Messenger RNA from Helobdella robusta, 1849 nucleotides. RefSeq lists its product as hypothetical. The transcript is spliced from 3 exons. Bases 20 to 1849 code for a protein of 609 amino acids. The record is from RefSeq and is a predicted model, not a curated record. NCBI's taxonomy places the organism in Eukaryota, Metazoa, Annelida, Clitellata, Rhynchobdellida, Glossiphoniidae.
UCUACAAUCUGCAUCAAAUAUGUCGAAUAAUCAAGAGAUCGAUAAUAAUGAAGCCAGGCAGAGGGAGGGUGGCGUCUUAGUGGAACCACCACGUGUUCACAAUGGUGAACCGGAGCAUCAUUCGGGUGAGAAAAUUUUCCAACUUUCAAUUCUGUCAGAGGAUCAAACUUCAUAUUAUUCUCUCCCUAGUGGCUACUACUUUGGCUAUGUUGACCAACCAACAUAUAAUUAUCAGGAAAUUUAUUUGAAGCUAACUCCAGAAGACUUCAUUCCGACGCCAUUUGAUUCAUCAGCAGAUGACUCUUACAUAUCAGCUAGCGAAGACGUUUUUAUAUCAACUGCGGCAGAAGUCACUUCGAUGGCGUCAACUGCAGAAGAUUCUUUGGCGACAUCCAAUGCAGAAAAUUCCUUGAUAGCAUCAGCAGCUGUACAAGAUAAUGUUGAGAAUGUUACGGCAACAGCAGCAAUAACACCAUCAGAUAAGACUGAGUCAGCAGAUGGUCGCGAUGGUAAUGAUUUAAAAAAUGAUGUGGCUACAAAGCUAGAAGCAACAACCGCUGAAGAAGCAGCAGUAGAAGCAGCCGCUAUGAAUGAAAAACAAGAAAUUACCACAACACCAGGAUUAUUAAUAGAAAAGAAAAAUGUUGAGAUGACAAAAAAUAUACGAAAGAAAUAUGAAGAGCUUUGCAACCAAUUGGAUUUGAAGGCCGACGACUUUGUCAUCUGCUUAACCAUGUCGUGUGAUUAUCAUUGGUAUCAUCGUUUUUCUUCGAUUUACUGCUCCCACAAAUCUAGAAAUGAAGAGGUAGAACAAAAAAUAAGCAUGAUAUUUGCAAAAUAUCGACAUGAUGAUGAAAAUCUAGAGAAUGUAUUCAAAGAAAUUAAAAGUUUGGAGAAAAUUUAUGAUAUAUGCGUGGACAAAUUAACUAUCGAAGUCAUAGAAGCAACAAAAGUUCUUAAAUCAAUGGAGCCCGCGAAGCACUCGUGUUCGAUGUGCAAAAGAUCCACAGUGAUGCGUGCUAGCGUCUUAAAAGAGGUGAAGCCUACAUCAACAUUGGCCCCAGUUACAUCAGCAACAUUGGAGACAUCAAUAACAAGAGAAAUGACGUCAUCAACAACAGCGGAAGCCAUCUUUACGUCAUCGUCAGCAGUGAACUGUACGUUAGAUGAGGUUUGGGAUGAGGCAGCAAAUAAUGGUGGUGCAGCUGAUGAGGUCGCUGCUGAUGAUGGUUCAUCAGCUGAUGACGCCGCUGCUGAUGCUGCAGAUAAUAUUUAUAAUGGUGGUGCCGAUGACAGAGCUACAUCAGCGACAAUUGAUACAAGAGAUUAUACAAAAAAUGAAAAUAAUCUGGCCGACUUUGACGUUUAUAACUCUAAUAAUAUUGCAAGGUGUGAAGACGACGAAUGUCCUGUUAAAGAUAAUGAUACAACAUCCAUGACUUUGUGGCGCCAGAGUAGGGAUGAUUAUGGUAUCGACGGUGAUGACGACAAAACAAAUGAAGAUGAAAAAGAUAAAAAAGAAGAUAAAAAAGAUGAUGAAGAAGAAGAAGAUAAAAAAGAUGAUGAUGAAGAAGAAGAAGAUAAAAAAGAUGAUGAAGAAGAAGAAGAUAAAAAAGAUGAUGAAGAAGAAGAAGAAGAUAAAAAAGAUGAUGAUGAAGAAGAAGAAGAUAAAAAAGAUGAUGAAGAAGAAGAAGAUAAAAAAGAUGAUGAAGAAGAAGAAGAAAAAGAAAAUGAAGAAGAAUACGUCGUUGUUGAGACCGACGAUUGCAGCGCUGAAGAUGACGACGUCCUCUCCAUAACUCCAUCAAGUCGUAGCGACUCUGAUUGUUCUCAAUGUCUUGUAAUGUAA